GCAACCUCACCCUGUCCUCUCCAUCUCAGCUCGCACCCUGCCACGCAACAACAAUUGCACGUCGCAGCUCUAUUCAUAAUCCACAUAAAGCACUACGUGCCCCAUCAAACCUCUAACAACCUCCUCUCCCCACACACGACAUCAUGGCUCAAUCUGGGUACGUACCGCCUGCCAAACACUACACCGCCCAAUAGCUCUCCGCCCCCUUCGCCAUCUCCUGAUCGCGCGACCCCACAACGACGGAGGUCUCCACGUGCAUGCACCCACUAACACCACCCAGUGUUUCCGUCAGCCCUGAGUGCAUCAGCACCUUCAACGAGCUCAAGCUCGGUAAGGACAUCAAGUGGAUCAUCUACAAGAUCAGCGACGACUGGAAAGAGAUUGUCGUUGAGGAGAGCUUCCAAGAGGGCCAACUUCGAGGUCUUCCGCGAGAAGCUCCUGAACGCAAAGAGCAAAAGACCGCAAGGGCAAGGAGGGCAUCGGCGGCCGUUAUGCCGUAUUCGAUGUCGAGUACGAGCUCGAGUCUGGCGAGGGCACUAGGAACAAGAUUACCUUCAUCAGCUGGGUACCCGAUGAUUCGCCGCAAUACCCCCGCAUGAUGUACUCGUCCUCCAAGGAAGCCAUCAAGCGCGCCCUCAACGGUCUCGCAGCCGAUAUCCAAGCCAACGACGCCGACGACAUCGAGUGGGAGACCAUCAAGAGCCGUGUUUCCAAGGGCCGCUAAGCGUCUUGUCGCAUUGUCGUUUUCGCGAAAAAGCUAGCUUGGAUGCUGAAUUUGAGCGGCACGAUGUAACGAGCGAAGCUCGGUUGUAGCAGAAGAUGCGGAGGGCACGAAACAUGAUAACACACUAGUUGGAGAGAAGUAGUGCUGCCGGUCUCUUUUGCAACCUCGAGCCACACGUGUUUUUGGCAAGCGAUUGAGAACGAGAAAUUGCAUUAAUGAACAUCCAUUGGUAUCAUGA
Messenger RNA from Parastagonospora nodorum SN15, 962 nucleotides. RefSeq lists its product as hypothetical. Lineage: Eukaryota; Fungi; Ascomycota; Dothideomycetes; Pleosporales; Phaeosphaeriaceae. The coding region runs from base 258 to 599 and encodes 113 amino acids. The record is from RefSeq and is a predicted model, not a curated record. The transcript is spliced from 4 exons. Gene Ontology annotation, molecular function: actin binding.